UCCUGCAGAUAACAGGACUCCCAGAGUCCUGCUGGAGAAGUGGUUCCCAGCAAGCCAGCCUGCAAAGCGGGUUGGGUUUGAAAGAUUCUGAAACCAAUUAAAUUAGAGUAUACUUGAUCUUGCAUUUUAAUAGAUUGUUUUCCUUUCCAGUUCUUGGGUUUGCGCAAGUUUUUAGGACAGAUGGACUUAAAACCUGCUUGACCGUGGACCCCUCGCCGGAACACCUGCAGUGCUUAUUGCAGGAGUGACCAGGACACUACCUUCUAGAAGUAAUGCCCACAGAAAGCGGAAGUUGUUCGACUGCUCGCCAAGCAAAACAAAAGCGCAAAUCUCAUAGUCUUUCUAUACGAAGAACUAACAGCUCAGAACAAGAGAGAACUGGACUACCGAGAGAGAUGUUAGAAGGACAAGAUUCCAAACUGCCUUCCUCAGUCCGAAGUACAUUGCUGGAACUGUUUGGUCAGAUAGAAAGAGAAUUUGAAAAUCUUUACAUCGAAAACUUAGAAUUGCGCAGAGAAAUUGAUACUCUUAAUGAACGCUUAGCUGGUGAAGGACAAGCUAUCGAUGGGGCAGAAUUGAGUAAGGGCCAGCUCAAAACAAAAGCCAGUCACAGUACCAGUCAGCUUUCUCAGAAGCUAAAGACCACCUACAAGGCUUCCACCAGCAAGAUUGUUUCCAGCUUUAAGACUACCACAUCAAGGGCCAUCUGCCAGCUUGUGAAGGAGUAUAUUGGUCACAGGGAUGGCAUCUGGGAUGUCAGUGUUGCAAGGACACAGCCUGUGGUUCUUGGGACAGCAUCUGCUGAUCACACGGCUUUGUUGUGGAGCAUAGAGACUGGCAAAUGUCUUGUCAAAUAUGCUGGCCAUGUGGGCUCAGUAAAUUCUAUAAAAUUUCAUCCUUCAGAGCAGUUGGCUCUUACUGCUUCUGGAGAUCAGACUGCUCAUAUUUGGAGAUACGUGGUACAGCUUCCAACACCUCAGCCUGUGGCCGACACUAGUCAACAAAUUUCUGGGGAAGAUGAAAUAGAGUGCUCUGAUAAAGAUGAGCCUGACAUUGAUGGAGACGUGUCCAGUGACUGCCCUACUGUCCGAGUCCCGCUGACAUCUCUCAAAAGCCAUCAGGGUGUGGUUAUUGCUGCUGACUGGCUGGUUGGUGGGAAGCAGGUGGUGACAGCCUCAUGGGACAGGACUGCCAACCUGUAUGAUGUGGAGACAUCUGAACUUGUUCAUUCUCUGACAGGGCAUGACCAGGAGUUAACACACUGUUGCACUCACCCCACCCAGCGGCUCGUGGUGACCUCUUCCCGUGACACAACUUUCCGUCUUUGGGAUUUCAGGGACCCUUCCAUCCACUCCGUGAAUGUUUUCCAAGGACACACGGACACUGUGACCUCUGCUGUGUUCACUGUGGGAGACAACGUUGUUUCAGGCAGUGAUGACCGUACAGUAAAAGUCUGGGAUUUAAAAAAUAUGCGAUCUCCAAUCGCAACAAUCCGUACAGACUCUGCCAUUAAUAGGAUCAAUGUAUGUGUUGGCCAAAAAAUCAUAGCUCUCCCCCAUGACAACCGGCAAGUGCGAUUGUUUGAUAUGUCAGGAGUGCGACUAGCCCGGCUUCCCCGGAGCAGCCGGCAGGGUCACAGACGAAUGGUGUGCUGCUCAGCAUGGAGUGAAGACCACCCUAUAUGCAAUCUGUUCACAUGUGGGUUUGAUAGGCAAGCUAUUGGUUGGAACAUCAAUAUUCCUGCAUUGUUACAAGAAAAAUAAGUCACUGGUGUUCCUUAGUUUGAAGUUUGCCAUGGACCUUUGAUUCAUGCAGGCUCUUCUGCAUAUUAAUCAGCCAUUAUAGUGAGAGUUUAGCCCUGGGAAGGGUGCCUUGUAUAUGUUCUUUUCACAUCGUGCCCAGCUUGCAUGAAAUGUACAGAGAGAUGUGUGAUUCUGUUUUUUUUUUUUUUGUCUUGUGUAUAUUGGCAUCCUCUGGUCAGUAGAAGUGAAACUCACUCCCAUGUAGCAUACAGAAUGCUUUGAGUUGUUGAUGUUGACAGAUGAGCAGUAGGGCAUUACAUUACAUUAUAUGAAUUAAAUGUGAACUAUGUACCUGUUGUGAGGCAUAAAUGGUCUGUUACAUUGUCUGGAGUAACUAUACAUAUCUACCUUGUCCUGGGAAGACUGCAGAGCUCAUUUGCGUUGGCUAUCGAGAGGCGGGAUUGAGAAAACUUCAUACUUGGUUUCUGUGAAGUUGUAGCAUGUACUGUUAUGUAAUUCCAUUUCAAUUCUUCUCUACCAGUUCUGUAAAAGUAACCUGGAUUUACAGCAUUUGUGCAAAGUUUCUUUUGAGAAGAAGAUGUUUCUGUUCUUUUAUAUAAAGGAUUUCAGUCUCCUGAUGUCUCAGCAAAUGUUCAAAUAUGAUUCUGAUCACUGAUUUUAGACAUUAAACAAAAUUCAAAGCACUUUAAUUUAAAGCUGUGGUUAUCAACAGGUUUGAGAAGUUUCAAAUGACAUACCCACUGAAUGUGACUUGAUCUUUAUACUAAGGCCCUGCUACCUGAAGACGAAUCUUAUUUAUUUUCUACACAUUUGAUUUUCGUUUUUCUAAAUGGGUUCACUUCCUUGUUGGUAUUUGAGAGCCAAGAAUGCAAAUAAAUGAGCACUACCUCAAAAUAAAUAUUGGGAAAACUU
Molecule: messenger RNA, 2675 nt
Organism: Phodopus roborovskii (desert hamster)
Lineage: Eukaryota; Metazoa; Chordata; Mammalia; Rodentia; Cricetidae
Gene: Wdr37
Product: WD repeat domain 37
Exons: 14
Coding region: 273-1763 (496 amino acids)
Cellular component (GO): preribosome, large subunit precursor
Molecular function (GO): protein binding
Source: RefSeq, a predicted model, not a curated record